Gadus morhua (Atlantic cod) is the source of this 6550-nucleotide messenger RNA. It is a transcript of the gene atp11c, whose product is annotated as ATPase phospholipid transporting 11C (ATP11C blood group). The record is from RefSeq and is a predicted model, not a curated record. Gene Ontology annotation, molecular function: ATP hydrolysis activity; magnesium ion binding; ATPase-coupled intramembrane lipid carrier activity. Lineage: Eukaryota; Metazoa; Chordata; Actinopteri; Gadiformes; Gadidae. Gene Ontology annotation, biological process: phospholipid translocation. Gene Ontology annotation, cellular component: endoplasmic reticulum; recycling endosome; plasma membrane.
CUUGGAGGUGACGAGAGCAGAGUAGACAGCAGGACCAUCUAUGUUGGCCAUCGGCCGUCGACCACUGAGGCCUUCAUCCCGCCCAAGUUCUGCGACAAUAGGAUUGUGUCCUCCAAGUACACAGUGUGGAACUUCCUGCCAAAGAACCUGUUUGAACAGUUCAGACGGAUUGCAAAUUUCUACUUCCUUAUCAUCUUCCUGGUGCAGGUGAUAGUGGACACGCCCACCAGCCCAGUCACCAGUGGCCUGCCUUUAUUUUUUGUCAUCACCGUCACAGCCAUCAAGCAGGGUUAUGAGGACUGGUUGCGGCACAAGGCGGAUAACGAGGUGAACAAGUACCCGGUGACGGUACUGGAAAAUGGCCGCAGAAUGGGCACGGAGAGCGAGAAGAUCAAGGUGGGAGACGUGGUGGAGGUGAAUGAGGACGAGACCUUUCCCUGUGACCUGAUUCUGCUGCAGUCUACCAGGGACGACGACACCUGCUUCGUCACCACAGCUAGCCUGGAUGGAGAGUCCAACCACAAGACACAUUACACAGUGCCAGACACGGAGAAGGAUCUGGACUCUCUCAGUGCCACCAUCGAGUGUGAGCAGCCCCAGCCUGACCUCUACAAGUUCGUUGGCCGUAUGCACAUAUACAAAACUGAUCGGGAGCCUGAAAUAAGGUCUCUGGGUCCAGAAAACCUUCUCUUGAAAGGGGCCACUCUGAAGAACACUCAGAGGAUCUGUGGAGUGGCUGUUUACACUGGCAUGGAGACAAAAAUGGCCCUCAACUACCAAGGCAAAUCACAAAAGCGCUCUGCGGUAGAAAAGUCCAUCAAUGCCUUUCUGCUGGUGUACCUGUGCAUCCUGGUGAGCAAGGCCCUGGUGUGCACCACGCUCAAGUACGUGUGGCAGAGUAAGCCGGGCCAGGACGAGCCCUGGUACAACCAGAAGACCCAGAGAGAGAAGGAGACAAACCUGUACCUGAAGAUGUUCACGGACUUCCUGUCCUUCAUGGUGCUCUUCAACUUCAUCAUCCCCGUCUCCAUGUACGUCACCGUGGAGAUGCAGAAGUUCCUUGGCUCGUUCUUCAUCACCUGGGACCGGGACUUCUACGACCCGGAGAUCCAGGAGGGGGCGCUGGUCAACACCUCAGACCUCAACGAGGAGCUGGGCCAGGUGGAGUACGUGUUCACGGACAAGACCGGCACGCUCACCCAGAACAACAUGGAGUUCAUCGAGUGCUGCAUCGACGGCUUCCAGUACAAAUACAGAGACGCGGUGUCGGAGCUGGACGGGUUCAGCGCUACCGACGGACCCGUGAGCAAGCUGCAAGAGAAGGCUGGCAAGGAGCGUGAGGAGCUGUUCCUGCGCGCGCUGUGUCUGUGCCACACGGUGCAGGUGAAGGAGCCCACGGGCCGGGGUCAGGACCACACGGACAGCAUGGCGGGCGUGGACGGCAUGGAGGGCUGUCCCCCGCCCCACGAGCAGACGGGCUUCAUCGCCUCCUCCCCUGACGAGGUGGCGCUGGUCAAGGGGGCCAUGAGGUAUGGCUUCACAUUUCUUGGAAUGGAGAGCAAGAAGAUGAAAAUCAUGAACAGAAGCAACGCCAUUGAAACGUAUGACCUGCUUCACGUGUUGAAUUUUGAUCCAGUGCGACGGAGAAUGAGUGUGAUAGUCAGAUCCAAAUCAGGUGAUGCGCUGCUGUUCUGUAAAGGGGCGGACUCGUCCAUCUUCCCCCGCGUCCGGCAGGAGGAGGUGGAGAAGAUCCGCGUGCAUGUGGAGCGCAACGCUACGGAGGGCUACCGGACCCUGUGUGUGGCCUACAAGAAGCUGAGCCCGGAGGAGUACGCCCGGGCCGACGCAGACCUGCAGGCGGCCCGGCUGGCCCUGCAGGACCGCGAGGAGAAGCUCAUCGCCGUGUACAACCAGGUGGAGGCGGGGAUGACGCUGAUAGGAGCCACGGCCGUGGAGGACAGGCUCCAGGAGGAGGCAGCAGAGACCAUGGAGGCGCUGCAGGGCGCGGGCAUCAAGGUGUGGGUGCUGACGGGCGACAAGAUGGAGACGGCCAAGUCCACGUGCUACGCCUGCCGCCUGUUCCAGCGGGGCACGGAGCUGCUGGAGCUCACGGUGCGCACGCUGGAGGAUGGCGUGCGCAAGAGGGAGGAGCGGCUGCACGACCUGCUGCUGGAGUACCACAAGAAGGCCGUGCAGGACGUCCCGCCCACCAAGCCCGGCGGCAGCAGGGGUUGGUCUAAGCCGAGCCAGGACUUCGGCUUCAUCAUAGACGGCGCCUCGCUCUCCAUGGUGUUCAACUCCUCAGAGUCCAGCUCUAGCCACUACAAGAACCUCUUCCUGCAGAUCUGUCAGAACUGCACCACGGUGCUCUGCUGUCGAAUGGCUCCUCUGCAGAAGGCACAGAUCGUGAAGAUGGUGAAGUGCUCUAAAGGAAGCCCCAUCACGCUGUCCAUCGGGGACGGGGCCAACGACGUCAGCAUGAUCCUAGAAGCUCACGUUGGCAUCGGCAUCAAGGGUAAGGAGGGCCGCCAGGCGGUGAGGAACAGCGACUACGCCAUCCCCAAACUGAAGCACCUGAAGAAGCUGCUGCUGGGACACGGCCACCUCUACUACGUCCGCAUCGCACACCUGGUGCAGUACUUCUUCUACAAGAACCUUUGCUUUAUAUUACCUCAGUUCUUGUACCAGUUUUUCUGUGGCUAUUCGCAACAACCCCUAUACGAUGCCGCCUAUCUCACGAUGUACAACAUCUGCUUCACCUCCAUGCCCAUCCUGGCCUACAGCCUCUUGGAGCAGCACAUCUGUGUGGAGGUCUUGCUGGACAACGCUACCCUCUACAGGAGCAUCGCGAAGAACGCCAUGUUGCGCUGGGUCCCCUUCCUCUACUGGACCCUGCUCGGGGUCUUCCAUGGCCUGCUCUUCUUCUUCGGUGUUCGCUUCCUGUUUGGUAACCCUGCGUUACAGGCCAACGGCCAGGUGUUUGGAAACUGGUCCUACGGAACGAUAGUCUUCACUGUGCUCGUUUUCACCGUCACGUUCAAGCUGGCUCUGGACACGAGGCACUGGACCUGGAUCAAUCACUUUGUCAUCUGGGGCUCCCUGUGCUUCUAUGUUAUCUUCAGCUUCUUCUGGGGAGGGAUCAUCUGGCCCUUCCUGAAGCAGCAGAGGCUGUACUAUGUGUUCGCCCACAUGCUGAGCUCGGCGUCGGCCUGGCUGGUCAUCGUUCUGCUCAUCCUGCUCAGCCUGCUGCCAGACAUCCUGCUGGUGGUGCUGCGUAAGCCCCUAGGGCCUCGCGCACGGCAGCUUUCAGAGAACUGCCAUCCACAGACAUUCAGAUUGCAGCUGUUACACCACUAUCCUACAAACAUCUCAAGGAAGGAGAGUAGCGGGGGCCAUGAAGUAGUAGAACAACAAGAACAGCACCAACAACAGGAACCUUUCAGGACCUCAUUCCAGUCAGGACCCUAGUCCGUCCGCCAUCUUGCCUGAUGUAAAAGAGUCAUGUUAAUGGUUAAAAAGAGAGACUGAAGACGAGUCAAGUAAAAGAGAAGCCAACCAAUUCCAGGAGGGGGGGGGGAGUUCAGAGAUGUCUACUGGGGGGUGGGGUUGGACAUGCUGGUGCUGCGCCCCUCCCUGCCCUACCUCCCUCCCGUCUCCCCCCUCAGCAUGUCCUGCAGAGCCGCAAUAGCCCCCCCCCCCCCCCCAAACCGGCCCCUCCCCUUGUUUCCUUCGGUUCUGGGCGGAAUGGACGGACGACUGACUCGGAUGACGGGCAUGUGUUUCUUCACUUUCUUUUUUUAAUUUUAUUUUCAUUUCUUAAAUUUUCUACGACUUUGUGCGCCUUCUCAGAAGAUCUGCGUCCCUAGCAACGGUUCCCUCUGCAGCAACAGAACCUCACUAGAACCGCUCGCGUUCUGAACCGUGUUGCUCCAGCCACCAUCAGCAAGGAUAUCCCUUCUUUUGGUUUGCACCAUGUUCCAUGACAUAAGAGUGCCACUUUCGCAAGUUGUUUUGCUUUUUUUCCUUCCACUUUUAACGGUUAAUGCACUAUCCACACUAUUUACAUGUAUAUUUUUGUUCCAUUCCAAAGGCUCCAGCAUGGGUUGUUUUCUGCAGGUGAAACAUUGUUCCCGUACUGUAAGACAGACGGUUCAGGAUAGAGGCAGGGAAAACGAUAAACCAGACCUGUCUUCUAAACAGAGAUUUAAACCGUGUCACAGGGUUCUGCAAUGGAUCUGCCAUGGUUCCUGACUUCGCUAACGGUUUGGUGCUUUGAGCUUGACCUAAAUCUUCCAAUCUCAGCGAAAAAUUAAUUGAAGAGGUCCCAGUUUUAGACGAGAUGAUUUCGUAUAUCUGCUGCACUGUAAAUACCUUAGAGAUUUAUGAUAGUUUAAGCUCAAAGCCAAAAAUAAACACGUGUGACGCGAAAGGCAUGUGUAUAAUGCCCUCUAUUCUAGCUAGCAGGAGUGAUGUUGUACGAUGGUUGUGUGUUACAGAGGUGCGUAUAUAGAGAGUAUAUUUGAGUGUAAUGAGCUGCAUAUGCUGUGUUGUAUGCAGUGGCAGACAAGAUAACUUGAACCUCGUAGAAAUAGUAUGGUCGCCAAAAUCUGCACUAUGAGGGCCCGUGGAGUUUCCCGCCAAAUCUAGCUGCCGAGGGUCAUGUGACUUGCCUGAGUACACUGAAUCAAACCAGAUCGAUAGAUGCCAACAUGUGCGCGUACACAAUGUCCAAACACACACACACACAAACACACACACGCAGACACUCCCACACACACACUCCCACACUCGAUACAUGAAUAAACGCACUCAUGCACUAAAAAGCCUAAUUGAGGUGUAUAUUCAUACGGUCCAUUAGCUGUGUAGUUUUGCCACUGUUUGUCUCGGGAAGGGUUAGCAGGAGCUUGGAGAUGGGUCGCCAAGCUUCCUCAUCCGCUCUGCACCAGGUCAUUGUACUGAAAUGAAUGCCACUGGGAGGCAUUUACCUCCUCCACCAUUACCCACCCACACACUCACUAUGCCACCAGUCAGCUUCAGCCAUAUCUAUGUACAGGACAGAGCGAGCCAGGGGGAUUGAGUGGAAACCGUCCCUACCUUCUCCGCCCCUUCCCUGCGUCCAAACCAGCCACCUUUUUAGCGCUUCUUGCAUUCCAUGCCAUGAUUUGAAUCACUUUAAGAUAUACUGUUAUGUCGAUUAUAUUAUAUGCUUUGUUCUAUUUAGUUUUCUUUUUCAAACAAAUCUAUCUAUUUGUCAUAUUUAUUUAAGCUUGAUUUUUCUCACAAAUUCGUAUAUAUUUUUUAUUACGUGAAUCUUUUUCGGUUUGUCGCAUAUUUUUACUGUGGAGAAGAAUUGACGUUGUGCCAGUUGAGUGUGUCGACCCCAGACGGCUAUGGGGCGAGUCCCAUUCGAUGUCCUUCUCUCUCUCUCUCUCUCUCUCUGUGUGGGUAUGUUUUAUUCAUUAGUCCAGAGCCCCCCCUAUACACGGUUCUCCCAACCGCCCAAAACGUGUGUCGCCGAUUAUUACUAUUCAUUUUUCAAAUCCCCGUUUUUUGUCAGUGAACACUGACAUGGAAGAGCACUGCUCUCUCGUGGGCCGGUGACAACGUGCCCUGCUCUCGUUUGACCUUUGACCCACCCGUGUGUUGGUUCUGAGACACGGCAACGAGGUGGCGAUGGCAUGAAGCCGACGCCGGUGUCGGUACCACUGGUUCCCUGCGGAUGCACCACCGUGACUUUAUAUCAUGACUUGUUUUGUACACAGGAGGCUCCCGUACCAGCCAGGCCGGUACGAUCAAGUUCGAGAACGAGAACAGGCCUCUGAUGCUUUUUAACGCGUUUUCAUUUGUGUUCUUAAAUGGGGUUAAAAAAAGAAAGGUUGUUCAGAACCUUGUUUCUAUUGAAUGUUUUUUAGUGUUUCUCCGGGGAGCUCACUAACGGCUAACAGGAGAGCUAAUGUACGUGGCGUUAUGUCCAGAGAGGUUACAUUACCCUCUACUCUGGCGUACCAUACCCCCAGAGAUUACCGUCACUGGGGCCGGGGGCUCAACUGAGAGGGAGAGGGAGAGGGGGGGGGGGGGGGGGGGUGCUGCCUGCUUGGAUGACAAACAAACCUUUAAACCAGAUACCAGAGAUGAUAUUUUCAAUGCUUCAAAGAAACAAAAUCCUGGAUUCUAAUGUAUUUGCUUGACUAAAUGAAAAAAUAAAAAAAACGAGAAAUACUUUUAAUGCAAACUUUUUUCAGCCCCCUUUUUUUAUAAUAAAAAUCGAUAACCUCAAAAUAAAAAAAAAACGACAAAGAAAGCACGCGAGGCUCGGUCAGUUCAGAGAAUGUGGGUGGAUGUGCCAAAGAGGCAGGGAGGGGGGGGGGGGGGGGGGGUUUACUGGUCAAGUUUCUACCCUUCCACCCCUCACAUCGGGGAAACCCCCUCCCUCCUCUGGCCUGUUGGGUCCUCAGCCUCCCCUCUCAACCUUCAAGAUGAAUGUACCUCUUUAUGACCAGUAUGUUCAAUACCAGAUUUUCUGUAAUAAAGCAGAAUGUUUUGAAAAUAA